UUAGAACCAGAUAAGAACGUAUGGAGUAUACUUGAUACAUACUUCCCCCUGGGUAUGACCUUGCAAGAUGCACUCAUUAUUGACGUUGCAACUGACAGACUCCCCCUGAACUUUCCACCUCCUCCACAAGCACGAUACUCGGAACCACAUUAUUCCAUGGGCAACAACUCACCUAGGGAUCCGCAAUUCCUCAAAAUUCACAACCACAAUGUUAAACAUCCACAGCCAAUUCCAAUAAAACAAUCUCCCCUGCAAAUAUACCUGAACCCAUACCAACAAAAAUAUCCCAAGAAUUACCCAUAUAGCGUUAGAGAGAAAUCGGUGUCUCCUUCAAGCAUGCUCAGGAAUUUACCUAACCACAGAAGAUCACAGUCAAACCCCUUGCAAUCACCAUUGUCCGCGCCUGUGAACAGCACUGAGACCGAGAAUCCCAAGGCUGUUCUUUUAUUGCCCAAGAAUUUCUCGUUGGCGGGUGGUUCAACUGGCGGUGGGAAUAAUAAGAAGCGAAAUCAAUCAUUGUAUGAUAAUUUCGGAUCGGAGAUUAAAACUGAUGAUGAUAUUAAACCAAAUCAGUCAAUGUUGGAACCACCGGAAGAAAAACCCGAUGAUGAAAAAGAGGUAUAUGAACAAAAAGAAGAACGACCCAAGACUAGUAGAUCACCUUCUAAAGAACAAAUUGAAACGAAAAAGGAAAAAGAGAAGGCCAAACCCGAUGCUGCCAAGGACAAAGUCUUGCCAUCCAUCUCCGUCCUCAUUGUCGAAGAUAACGCCAUUAAUCAAGCCAUUUUAGGUGCAUUCUUACGUAAACGGAAAAUCCACUACCAGAUUGCCAAGAAUGGACAAGAAGCAAUCGAUAAAUGGAGAAGCGGAGGGUUCCAUUUGGUCCUCAUGGAUAUCCAACUUCCCGUGAAAUCUGGGAUUGAGGCCACAAAAGAGAUUCGUCAUUUAGAGAAACUUAACAAGAUUGGUGUGUUUGAUCCUAAUGAACUCAGUAUGAUUAAGAAUAACGAAGAGUUGAAGCCGGAAGACAAGCUUGAUUUGAAUGUGUUUCGAUCACCCGUGAUUAUUGUGGCUUUGACUGCGUCUUCCAAUAGUUCAAUCGAUAGAAAAAACGCACUUACUGCCGGGUGUAAUGAUUAUUUAACCAAGCCGGUCAAUUUAGUCUGGUUACAGGAUAAAAUUACCGAAUGGGGGUGCAUGCAAGCCUUGAUUGAUUUCGAAGGAUGGAAAACUCGAAAUGUUGGUCUUUGGAAAAAAGUAGGGUAACCCUGCGAAUGAGGUGAACAAAAAAAAAUAAAAAUAAAAAUUAACACCAUCAACAGAUCUUCUCAACUUCAUAUGAACUGUCCGUAAAAACCAUACAUCUACAACAGAUAUACAUCAUGUCAGAAGAAAUAGUUGAACAACCAAUCUUACCAUUGGAAAUAAUUGAUAAAUCAGUAGGCAACAAGGUCAAGGUGCUUAUGACCUCGGACAAGGAAUUCUACGGGAAAUUAAUUGGAUUUGAUGAUUACGUAAACAUGGUAUUGGAAGACGUUGUAGAAAUCGAUAAUGAAGGAACCAAGUCUGACCCUGUCAAGAAGAUGUUAUUAAAUGGUGGUCACGUUGCUAUGAUUAUUCCUGAUGUGGUUGCGUAAGGGUGCUGGUAUACCCUCCCACGGUUUAUGUAUUAUAGUAGAUAGAAUAUGAAUUUUGACAUUAUGUU
This is a messenger RNA of Spathaspora passalidarum NRRL Y-27907, 1705 nucleotides long. It is a transcript of the gene SSK1, whose product is annotated as mitogen-activated protein kinase kinase kinase. The transcript has a single exon. Gene Ontology annotation, molecular function: phosphorelay response regulator activity; protein kinase activator activity. The annotation marks the transcript as partial. The record is from RefSeq and is a predicted model, not a curated record. Lineage: Eukaryota; Fungi; Ascomycota; Pichiomycetes; Serinales; Debaryomycetaceae. Gene Ontology annotation, biological process: osmosensory signaling via phosphorelay pathway. Gene Ontology annotation, cellular component: Mcs4 RR-MAPKKK complex.